AUGCAGGCCCCACCCUGCAACCUCGCGGCUGGGCUCAGCCUGGACCACCUCCUCCCCGGCAAUCUCCGGGCCCACAGAGGGUCGUCCUCCCGGGGGGCACGGGUGCCUGUGAUCCGGAAUGGUGGCUCCAAUACCCUUAAUUUCCAGUUUCAUGACCCUGCGCCCAGGACCGUGUGCAAGGGGUACGUCCCCCAGAGGAGAGAUGCUUCCCGGCACCCAGACCCUGCUUGGUAUCAGACCUGGCCCGGUCCUGGCAGCCAGCCCUCGGGGAGCCAGAAGACCCCUGCCUCCCAGCACCCCCAGAACUGGUCAGCCACAUGGACCAGGGACAGCAAGCAUCGGGACAAGCGCUGGGUCAGAUAUGAGGGAAUUGGGCCUGUGGAUGAGAGCGGCAUGCCUAUUGCCCCCCGAUCUAGUGUUGAUAGCCCCAGGGACUGGUACCGGAGAAUGUUCCAGCAGAUUCACCGGAAAAUGCCAGACCUGCAGCUGGACUGGACCUUUGAGGAAUCACCCAAAGAGCCUCGGCAUCCAGGGCCCCAGCAAAGACCGGUGGCCAGGCCAGGCCAGGCCUCUUCUCUGACUGGAAGAAGCUGGGGCCCCUCUGAAGAGGUUCCUAGAAGCACCUUCAACUGUAAUCCUGGAGCAUCCUCCCUACACCAGACCCCAAAUCAGGUGCCCAGACGCCAAGAGAAAGCAGACAAUGUCUGGACGGAAGAUUCUUGGAACCAGUUCCUGCAAGAACUAGAGACUGGACAGAAGCCCAAGAAACCGCUGGUGGAUGAUGCUGUUGAGAAGCCCUCCCCGCCCAUUGAGGUCUUGCUGGAGAGAGAGCUGGCCAAGCUGAGCGCGGAGCUGGACAAGGACCUGCGGGCAAUUGAGACCCGGCAGCCGUCCCCCAAGAGCUCCCAAGUGCCCCGACGGUACCGGGAGCCGCGGCCCCCCGCGCGCCCGGCUCCCGCCUGGAGCUCCAGUUCCCCGAAUGCACUUUACCGGGGUUCCUCCCGGCCCCUGAGCCCCCACAGAAUGGCGGAUGGAGCAAGCCCCUUCCUAGGUCGUAGGGACUUUGUCUACCCUUCCUCGGCUCGAGACCCUAAUGCCUCUGAACGAGGGGGCAGCCCAGCCAGGAAGGAAGAGAAGAAGAGGAAGGCUGCCAGACUCAAGUUUGACUUCCAGGCACAGUCCCCCAAGGAGCUGACUCUGAAGAAGGGUGAUAUUGUCUACAUCCACAAGGAGGUGGACAAGAACUGGCUGGAGGGGGAGCACCAUGGCCGGCUAGGCAUCUUCCCUGCUAAUUAUGUGGAGGUACUGCCUGCAGAUGAGAUCCCAAAGCCCAUCAAGCCCCCAACCUACCAGGUGCUGGAGUAUGGAGAAGCUGUGGCCCAGUACAAUUUCAAGGGAGAUCUGGAGGUGGAGCUGUCCUUCCGCAAGGGGGAGCGCGUCUGCCUGAUCCGCAAGGUGAAUGAGAACUGGUACGAGGGGCGCAUCUCGGGCACGGGGCGCCAGGGCAUCUUCCCCGCCAGCUACGUGCAGGUGUACCGCGAGCCCCGGCUCCGCAUCUGUGACGACGGCCCUCAGCUCCCUGCAUCUCCCCGCCUGACCACUGCCCGGCUGGCUCGUCACUCCAGCUCCCCGUUAAUGCCACACAGCCCAGUGGAUCCCACCGACUGGGGGAGCCGGACCUUCCCCCGCCGCGCCGGCUUCUCCUUCCCCACCCAGGAGCCCAGAACCCAGACCCAGGUAGGCACCCCUGGGUCAGCUCUGUCUCAUCCUGGAGGCUCCAGCCGUCCCCUGGACCUGGGGAUGCCCCCCAACACCACUCAGAUACACUGGACCCCGUAUCGGGCCAUGUACCAGUACAGGCCCCAAAACGAGGAUGAGCUGGAGCUGCGGGAGGGGGAUCGGGUGGAUGUCAUGCAGCAGUGUGACGAUGGCUGGUUCGUGGGUGUCUCCCGAAGGACCCAGAAAUUUGGGACAUUCCCUGGAAAUUACGUAGCUCCGGUGUGAGUGGUCUCCGUGGCAACUCAGAGCCCAGCCAGGAUGCGGUGGGGAGCAGUAGCACUUAUGGGGAGAGGAUCCCCCCUCCAUCCUCCUUCCCCAAGACCUGAGCUGCUGGCAUCUGCAGACAACCCCAGCAGCCGUUCUUCAGAGCCCCCCUCAAAGCCCCCUGGACUGCUUCCCACCCACAGCUCACAAACAUUCCUCCAGCAGCCUUUUUAUUUCCUCUCCUAUCCCACUCCCCAAAUAUAGAGGUCUGCUUUGAAGUGGAGACUGUUUCCAGGCCUUAUUGAGACCAGACCCAGGAGCACCCCCACCCCCACCCCACCCGGCUAUGGCGUUUCCUCUAACAGG
Molecule: messenger RNA, 2349 nt
Organism: Odobenus rosmarus divergens (Pacific walrus)
Lineage: Eukaryota; Metazoa; Chordata; Mammalia; Carnivora; Odobenidae
Gene: SORBS3
Product: sorbin and SH3 domain containing 3
Exons: 21
Coding region: 1-2004 (667 amino acids)
Molecular function (GO): protein binding
Source: RefSeq, a predicted model, not a curated record